AUGGGUUUACGACCAGCACAGGCCGCCCGCUUGCCGCGACUAUUCGUUACCAAAGCAUAUCACACAACCCCCAUUUCUCACUCCCCAUACAAGGACUCACAAGAUAGAAAGUCGCUGAAUCCACGGUCGGCGGAAGCUACGAAGUCCGGCAGAGAUGAUGAUGUUGCUGGUGCUCCAAAGGCCGCGUUUGGCCGAGGAAUAACUUCGCCAGAGGGCGAGCGUGCGACGGCUACCAAGGAAGAGGGUGGCGAUCCGCUGGAAGCAAGCGGUGCCAACCAGGACCUGAGUAAGCCUCAGGGAGAUGAGAGAUCUGGGCACGCGACGGGCGCAGGCAAGGAGAUCGGGAAAGGGGGGAAGAGCGGUGGCGGCAGUGCACCAAAGAACGCCGGUACGAGCAAGCGGUAUUGA
Molecule: messenger RNA, 408 nt
Organism: Metarhizium acridum CQMa 102
Lineage: Eukaryota; Fungi; Ascomycota; Sordariomycetes; Hypocreales; Clavicipitaceae
Source: RefSeq, a predicted model, not a curated record